Morus notabilis is the source of this 852-nucleotide messenger RNA. Its product is annotated as short-chain dehydrogenase reductase 2a. The transcript is spliced from 2 exons. The record is from RefSeq and is a predicted model, not a curated record. Gene Ontology annotation, molecular function: oxidoreductase activity, acting on the CH-OH group of donors, NAD or NADP as acceptor. Lineage: Eukaryota; Viridiplantae; Streptophyta; Magnoliopsida; Rosales; Moraceae. The annotation marks the transcript as partial.
ACAUUAUCGUCGUUGGAGGGAAAAGUAGCGAUUGUGACGGGCGGCGCGAGAGGAAUUGGCGAGGCAACAGUGAGACUCUUCGCCAAACACGGAGCCAAAGUAGUCAUCGCCGACAUCGACGACGCCAACGGCACUAUUUUAGCCGAAUCAUUAUCUCCAUUAGCAGUCUACGUACACUGCGACGUGACCUCAGAAGACGACAUCCAAAACCUUAUCAACUCGACCAUUUCCCACCACGGCCGGCUAGACAUUCUCUUCAACAACGCCGGAGUUCUCGGAAACCAGAUCAAAUCAACAAGGAGCAUCCUCGAUCUCGACGCCGACGAGCUUGACCGGAUCAUGCGGCUCAACGUCCGAGGAACCGCCCUGGGUAUGAAGCACGCGGCUAGGGUUAUGGUCCCACGGAGAAGCGGCUGCAUCAUUUCAACGGCGAGCGUCGCCGGCGUCAUGGGAGGCCUUGGGCCGCAUGCUUACACCGCGUCAAAGCACGCCGUGGUGGGGCUGACAAAAAAUGCGGCCUGCGAGCUCGGCCGGUAUGGGAUUAGGGUUAACUGCAUUUCUCCCUUUGGGGUGGCGACUUCCAUGUUGAUAAAUGCAUGGAGGAGUUAUGAUAAUGAUGAUUUUGAUAGGGACGUGGAUUUAGGAAUACCGUCUGAUAAAGAAGAAAAUAAAGUGGAGAAGAUGGAAGAGUUCGUGAGAGGCCUGGCCAAUCUGAAGGGUGCAACUCUCAAAGCUCAAGAUAUAGCGGAGGCUGCUCUUUAUCUUGCAAGUGAUGAAUCAAAGUAUGUGAGUGGUCAUAACCUUGUUGUUGAUGGUGGGUAUACUUCCUCAAAAAAUUGCGGGGUUUUGUAA